AUCUCUAAAUGACCAAUACACAGCUGUGUAAAUGUUUCACUGUAUCACUUAGGGAAUCACUUCAAGAAGAAGUAUACAUACAAUAUUCAGUACAGAUACAACUUUGUCCGGCUAUUUUCAACAUGCAAUUGGAUGAAUCCACAGAAGCAGAACCUGCAGAUGCCGGGGACAUACUGCACAUGGAGACAUGAGAUACAGUUCCUGGAAUCCAUAGUAGUCUGCUGAGUGUGUGAAGGAAGCAAUGAGUUCGGCUUUACCUGUAGAGACCAGGUUCCUGAAGUUUUCAAGCAUCACAUCUCUGUACAGACUUCUCUCAACAGAAUCCAAAAAGACCCAUUCUUCUGGACUAAACACCAUAGCCACAUCCGCAAAAGUGACUGGUUCCUAAAAUACACACUCAUCCUGGCUCAGCCAGUGAAUCUACACCCCAACAAAAUGAAAGAGUAUGGGUGUUGGCAGGCCUAGAGAAGGCCCACACAAUGAGGGUUUUCAGAGUCGGCUUUGUGCUCUUUGGAAUCUAGCCUUGAGCCAAAGCAUAGUAAUUUUGGCCGGGGAUUUAGCUCAGCAGUUCGGUGGCCUGCCUUGCAAGCUCAAGGACCCGAGUUCAAUCCCCGGUACCAAAAAAAAAAAAAAAAACACAAAAAAACAAAGCAUACCAAUUUUAUCUCUCAGAGGCUGAGUAUACCUCAGAGGCAGAGCACAUACCUAUCAUAAACUAAGCCAGUGGUGGCAAACCUGUCUCAGUGGGCUGUUUAUCACUAAAGCUCUAAAAGGUUCACCAUCACUGCACUAGGUCCUAGGUUUACUGAUAAAGAAUCAGAAAGGUUCUCCUUCAACUCACUACUCCCAAAAUAAGAGCUUCUAAAAUAAGAGCUUCAUGCCAAAAGACCUUUACUUCACGAAAGGACUUACCUACCUACAACUAGCUAACAAGUCCUUGCUGGUACGUCCCACCUAGCUGUAGGGACCAGCAAACCUGAGCAUGAUGCAUAGGAGAAAUAUCUGUUAAGUGAGUUCUGUCUAGGGAGACGAUGAAGCCCAGGAAGCAAGGACAGCUCACAUCCUUGCUCUGUCUUCCCUCCUGGCCCUCAGCAGCUUGAAGAGGGCCUGAAUGAGAGGGCAGGAUUGUUGCUUAGGCUGCAUGAGGUCCAGCUCCUGGUAGUCUGGAGAUCAGCCCUGUGUGUAGGACCAGGCAGGUCAUGUAAAGAGGCAAGCCCAACCUCUGGCACAGCUGCUCUUUGGGGUCUAAAAGGAUCACUUAUUUACCUGGGACCAGGUAGUUGGCAACCCACGAGCCCUGGCUUCUUCCUUUAUGGCAUCCACUUGGAGCCAGGCAGGGUCCCGAGAAGGCAGAGCUGGGGGAGAAGAAAUGAGGCAUGACGGUCAGUUCCUGGCCGAGUGACCACAUGGAACACACAUGCACACUCACAGGGACACACACAUGCACACAGAAACAGGUGCACAUGCUCUUGUACACACAUGCAUGUGCACACACACCUGCAUGCACAUAAACAUGUAGAUAUAUACAGACAUGUACAUGGUCUUACACCCACAUGGCAUGCCACACCUUCCAUUCUAAAUCCAGGAGCCACAAUCUCAACUCACUAGCAGAUGCUGAAGGUCCCAUGUUGGAAGGACAUAAAUUUUGGAGGAGCCAUAUUAUGAAUUGAACUGUGCCCCCGCCUUCAAUAAGAAAUUCUAAUCCUCAGUACUUCAGAACGCUACAUUAUUUGGAAAUAGGGUUGCUGCCAAUGUAACUAGAUAUGAUGAAGUCAUCAUGGGGCAGGGUGGCCUUUAAUGCACUGACUGUGCCCUUAUAAGAAAAAGAGAAGAGCCCUUUUGCAGCCAUGACUGGAGCUACAAUGGCCAAAAUGAAGUUCAAUCCUUUUGUGACUUCCAACCGAAGCAAGAACUGUAACAGACAUUUCAGUGCACCUUCCCACAUUCGCGGGAAGAUUAUAUCUUCCCCUCUUUCCAAAGAGCUGAGACAGAAAUACAAUGUUCAAUCUAUGCCCAUCCAAAAGGAUGAUGAGGUUCAGGUUGUGCGAGGACACCAUAGAGGUCAGCACAUUGGCAGAGUAGUCCAGGUUCACAGGAAGGACUGCGUCACCUACACUGAACGGGUGCAGCGGGAAAGGCAAAUGGCACAGCUGGGAAUGUGGGCAUUCCCAGGUCAUCCCCAGGCUAAAACCGGAAAAGACCACAGAAAGAGCUUGGAACCGAAAGCCAAAUAUCACCAAGUAGGAAAGGAAAAAGGCAAAUAUAAGGAAGAAACAAUUGAGAAAAUGCAGGAAUAAAGUCCUCUUGUAUACAACUUUAAUUAAAAUUGCUAAAAGGAAAAGAGAAAAGAAAGAAGUGUCACAGAGACCGACACUGAGGGAGUUGGCCCUAGACCAUGCAGGUAGAUGGGAGAAAUGUCAAGGAAUGCCACGCUCUGCCUGCCAGCUCCAGAAGUCAGAAAGAGGCAAGAAAGGAGCCUCUCCUAGAGGAACCAUGACCCUGCCAACACCUUGGUCUUAGACAGACGAAGGAGAUGGGGCAGGGGAUGGAAUAUAAAUAAAUGAGUGAGAAUGAACUGUUUUAUUCCCAAAGCCUUUUCUUCCCACCAUACCCUCCACGUCAGUAAGUGGCAUCCAUCCCUACCUCUGAUCACCCCUCCGAUACUCAGUAGACCCCAACAAAUAAUACAAAAAAAAAUCAAACUCUGGGAUGUCAGCUCUACAUGAAAUAGCCUCCCAAAUCCCCUUUAUCCCACCUGGUCCCUGCUGUGGCUAAUACCUAUUCAUCUUUUUUGGGGGGGGAUCCAAUUAAAUGUCAUUUUUGGGAUCCACUUAACUGCCCCUCCUUGAGGUCCCCUCCUCCACAGAAAGUGCCCAACCCUUCUCUUUUCUAACAGGAACCUGUCCUUUCUAAUUCGUAACCAGAUGUGGCUCAGUAAGUGUUUCUUUUCCAUCCCCCUCAGUGGGUUGCAUGCUUUAUAAGAACCAGCCCAUAGGAGAAGUGGGAAGGAUAGGGGAAAGGAAGUAAGGGAUGAGAAAAGGAAAAAAUGGAAACAAAG
Messenger RNA from Fukomys damarensis (Damara mole-rat), 3058 nucleotides. Its product is annotated as 60S ribosomal protein L26-like. The record is from RefSeq and is a predicted model, not a curated record. Gene Ontology annotation, biological process: cytoplasmic translation; ribosomal large subunit biogenesis. Gene Ontology annotation, molecular function: structural constituent of ribosome; RNA binding. NCBI's taxonomy places the organism in Eukaryota, Metazoa, Chordata, Mammalia, Rodentia, Bathyergidae. The transcript has 2 exons. Gene Ontology annotation, cellular component: cytosolic large ribosomal subunit; ribosome. Bases 1848 to 2297 code for a protein of 149 amino acids.